Messenger RNA from Labeo rohita (rohu), 1482 nucleotides. RefSeq names its product origin recognition complex, subunit 4 (gene orc4). Lineage: Eukaryota; Metazoa; Chordata; Actinopteri; Cypriniformes; Cyprinidae. Gene Ontology annotation, biological process: DNA replication initiation; DNA replication. The coding region runs from base 90 to 1388 and encodes 432 amino acids. The record is from RefSeq and is a predicted model, not a curated record. The transcript is spliced from 14 exons. Gene Ontology annotation, molecular function: DNA replication origin binding; ATP hydrolysis activity. Gene Ontology annotation, cellular component: nucleus; nuclear origin of replication recognition complex.
CGCUCAUGUCCACACCGGAAAUACGAAAUGUUGCCUACCGGAAAUACGCGGGCUAGUGGCGCGAAAUCACAGGACUUACACCGGUGAAGAUGAGCAAACGGAGAUCAGCCGCUCUCACUGAAGCCCAGUGCGUCUCUCUGGCUCAGAAGCUCCUGCGGGAGAAACUGUGUCAUCAGAAGCUGCCGGAUCAGCCUGUGGGUCUGGACUCGCAGUACAAGCACUUGCUGGAGCUGCUGAAGCGAACAGCUGUUCAUGGAGAAAGUAACUCGGUCCUGAUUGUUGGUCCAAGAGGAUCCGGUAAAACUAUGCUGCUGGGUUGUGUCCUCCGUGAGCUCAUGAGUCUGAAGGAAGUGCAGAAGAAUGUUCUUCUGGUGGAGCUGAACGGUCUUCUGCAGACAGACGACAAAAUCGCUCUGAAGGAAAUCACUCGCCAGCUGCACUUGGAGAACGUCGUAGGAGACAAAGUGUUUGGGAGCUUUGCAGAGAAUCUGGCUUUUCUCCUGGAAGCACUCAAGAAAGGUGAUAAGAGCAGCAGUCGUCCUGUGCUGUUCGUGUUGGAUGAGUUUGAUCUGUUUGCUCAUCAUAAGAACCAGACUUUGCUGUAUAACCUGCUGGACGUGUCUCAAUCUGCGCAGGCGCCCAUCGCAGUGGUGGGACUCACCUGCAGACUGGAUGUGUUGGAGCUGCUGGAGAAGCGAGUGAAGUCUCGAUUUUCACACAGGCAGAUUCAUCUGUUCAGCUCGCUGUCGUUCAGUCAGUAUGUGGAUGUGGUUCGCGCUCAGCUCAGUUUGCCUCAGGACUUCCCAGAUCCCAAAUUCUCCGAUGAGUGGAACCACAGCGUCACGAAAUUAUGUGAAGAUAAAUCAGUUGAGGAGAUUUUGAAGAGACACUUUAAUGCCAGUAAAGAUUUCCGCUCUCUGCAUUCGCUGCUGUUUCUGGCUGUUAGCCGAGUGUCAGUCUCUCAUCCGACUCUACGUGAGGCUGAUCUUCUAGAGGCCAGUCGUCUGAUUUCCGCUGAUUCGAAAGCAAACGUCCUUCACGGUCUGUCCAUUCUAGAGUUGUGUUUGAUUAUUGCCAUGAAGCAUCUGAAUGACACUUACGAAGGAGAGCCCUUCAAUUUCCAGAUGGUCCAUAAUGAGUUUAAGAAGUUCAUUCAGAGGAAGUCUCACACCAUCCAUAAGUUUGAGAAGCCCGUGGUGAUGAAGGCUUUUGAGCAUCUUCUGCAGCUGGAGCUGGUGCGUCCGGUGGACUCUGGCGUGUGUAAAGUUCAGCGUGAAUAUCAGCUGAUGCGACUGAUGCUGGAACACGGGCAGGUGAUGGAGGCGCUGCAGAGGUACCCACAAUGCCCCACAGACGUCAAACAAUGGGCCCUCUCAGCCUUCGCCUGAACACUGCUGCCUGUACAUGCUGAAAUAUGCAUUUUGUAUAUUUAUGUGUAUGUAUGUAUAUAGUUUUUAUGUUUGCAUUAAAAAAAAGUUAAUA